GUACCCAAACAAUUGAAUUACUACAACGGCGGUCGGAUUGUUUGUCUUGGUCCUUGUUCGUUUCCAAAUGGCAUUUUUCAUUUCCCAACGAAAGCCGUUAAUUUUAAUUUUAAUUUUACUGGGACUGUCUAACGGCGGACAGACAUUUCAGCUCCACGUCAGCGCUACGACGUGUCCUUAAGCAAGUGUUUUUUAUUAUUAUUAUUAUUAUUUUUUAAUUAAUAAUUUUUACCUUUCUUUCAGGGAGGAAAAAAAACAAAAAAGAAGAAGAAGAAGAAGGAGGAAAAAAAAAAAAAAGCGUGCGUGUUUUCAGCUUGUAAUUGAUUGGGAGCUGUGAGAACUCAAGUGUGAGGGAAAACUAAAACUAAUAUAGAGUGAGAGAGAUGGAUGGUCAUGGCCAUGGUAGUAGUACUAGUAAUAAUUGUUGGAGGAGUAGAUCCAGCUUAUCGAAUUCCAGUCGCAGAUUGUUUACCAUGCAAUCAGUCCUUUUCUUCAUCUCUGCUCUUUUACUGUUCUUACCAGCUUCAUCAGAUGGAGCUCCAAUUGGAACUCGUAAAACUGGCACCUCGUCCGUCUUCUCUCUCUUUAACCUCAAGGAGAAGAGUAGGUUUUGGAGUGAGUCUGUCAUGCGUAGUGAUUUUGAUGAUUUGGAAUCUUCUAGCCAUAGCAAAAUGGAUGUUCUCAAUUAUACCAAGGCAGGUAACAUUGCAAAUUAUCUAAAGCUUCUGGAAGUUGAUUCUAUGUACCUUCCAGUCCCAGUUAAUUUCAUUUUUAUAGGAUUUGAAGGGAAAGGAAAUCAAGAAUUCAAGCUUUACCCUGAAGAACUCGAGCGCUGGUUCAGGAAAAUUGACCAUAUCUUUGAACAUUCACGGAUUCCACAAAGUGAAGUUCAUAAACUGUCUUACCAAAUGAGUAUUGAUAAAGAGCAACAUCACCACCUUCCCAUUGUCAGUCAUGUUAAUUACAAUUUUUCUGUUCAUGCAAUACAAAUGGGAGAGAAGGUUACAGCGAUAUUUGAGCAUGCAUUAAAUGUUUUAGGCCGCAUUGAUGAUGUGUAUAGUAACAGGGAUCAUGGAGAUACUAUUUGGCAAGUAGAUGUGGACAUGAUGGAUGUUCUUUUCACUAGCCUUGUUGAAUAUCUUCAACUUGAAAAUGCAUAUAACGUUUUCAUUUUGAAUCCCAAGCAUGACGUACAAAGACCUAAAUAUGGAUACAGGAGAGGUUUAUCAGAUUCAGAAAUAAAUUUUCUCAAAGAGAGCAAGGGUUUGCAAACCAAAAUUCUUCAGUCAGGAAGCAUUCCGGAAGCUGUUCUGGCUCUUGAAAAGAUAAAGAGGCCUCUGUAUGAAAAGCAUCCAAUGGCAAAAUUUGCCUGGACAGUAACUGAAGAAACUGAUACAGUGGAAUGGUACAAUAUAUGUAUUGAUGCACUGAAUAACGUUGGCAAGUUGUAUGAAGGAAAGGACACAGCUCAAAUCAUUCAGAGCAAAGUUUUACAGUUGUUGAAAGGUACGAAUGAAGACAUGAAACUUCUUUUUGAAAAGGAAUUAAAAUCUGGAGACUUUAGUGAUCUUCAUGCAGAAUGCCUCACAGAUACAUGGAUUGGAAAGGAAAGGUGGGCACUUAUUGAUUUAAGUGCGGGCCCUUUCUCUUGGGGACCAGCUGUUGGUGGAGAAGGUGUGCGAACAGAGCAAAGUUUACCUAACGUGGGAAAGACAAUUGGGGCGGUUUCAGAAAUUUCAGAAGAUGAAGCUGAAGAUCGCUUACAAGAUGCUAUUCAGGAAAAGUUUGCUAUAUUUGGUGAUAAAGAUCAUCAGGCCAUUGAUAUUCUGUUAGCAGAGAUUGAUAUAUAUGAACUUUUUGCUUUUAAACAUUGCAAGGGAAGAAAAACUAAGCUUGCUCUUUGUGAAGAACUUGAUGAGAGAAUGCGGGAUUUGAAAAAUGAGCUCCAGUCAUUUGAAGGUGAAGAAUAUGAUGAUAAUCAUAAGAGAAAGGCCAUGGAUGCUCUAAAGAGAAUGGAGAAUUGGAAUUUGUUCACUGAUACUCAUGAGGAGCAUCAAAAUUACACAGUCGCACGUGAUACUUUUCUUGCACAUUUGGGUGCAACAUUGUGGGGGUCGAUGAGACAUGUAAUAUCACCUUCCAUUUCUGAUGGGGCAUUUCAUUACUAUGAGAAGAUCACAUUUCAGCUGUAUUUCAUCACACAGGAGAAAGUUAGACAUAUUAAGCAAUUGCCAGUGGACCUCCCAGCUUUGAUGGAUGGACUCUCAUCUUUGCUGUUGCCUUCUCAGAAACGGGCUUUUAGUCAUCACAUAUUACCACUUUCAGAGGAUCCCGCUUUGGCAAUGGCCUUUUCAGUGGCACGGCGAGCAGCAGCUGUCCCGUUAUUGCUUGUUAAUGGGACUUAUAGAAAGAAUAUUCACACAUAUCUUGAUUCCUCCAUUCUUCAGUAUCAGUUGCAGAGGCUGAAUGAGCAUGGCUCCCUUAAAGGGUCGCAUGCCCAUAGCAGGUCCACACUGGAAGUGCCAAUCUUUUGGUUCAUUUAUAAUGAGCCAUUGUUUGUUGACAAACAUUACCAGUCGAAGGCACUUUCUGACAUGGUUAUUGUUGUCCAGUCAGAGCUCUCAUCCUGGGAAAGCCAUCUGCAGUGUAAUGGGCAGUCUCUUUUGUGGGAUUUGAGGAGGCCCAUCAAAGCAGCUUUGGCUGCUGCUUCAGAACAUCUGGCUGGUCUGCUACCCCUUCAUCUUGUUUACAGUCAAGCCCAUGAAACGGCCAUGGAGGACUGGAUGUGGUCGGUGGGGUGCAACCCUUAUUCUAUCACUUCUCAAGGCUGGCACAUUUCACAGUUUCAGUCUGAUACAAUUGCUCGUAGCUAUAUCAUAACAACUCUUGAGGAGUCGGUACAGAUAGUCAAUUCAGCCAUUCGUCUUCUAGCCAUUGAGCGCACAACUGAGAAAACCUUCAAACUCUUCCAAUCCCAGGAACAUGAGCUUGUCAACAAAUAUAAUUAUGUUGUUAGCCUGUGGAAAAGAAUUUCAACAGUUACAGGAGAAUUGCGAUAUGUGGAUGCCCUGAGACUGCUAUAUACCCUAGAGGAUGCAUCUAAAGGGUUUGCUGAUAAAGUAAAUUCAACUAUAGCAAUUCUCCACCCAAUCCACUGCACAAGAGAUAGAAAAGUACAUGUAGUGUUUGAUUCGACUACAAUCCCUGCUUUUGUAGUUGUCUCUGGCAUCCUAUAUGUUGUUUUAAAGCCAAGACGUUCAAAGCCAAAAAUUAAUUAAAAAUACUCUGGACAGAUACGAUUGAAGUUCCUCAGUCUGAAUGGCUUUCUGGAGACAUGUUCAAGGGAAAUGGCUUACGUUUCCCUCCAUGAUAAUCAUAUAUUUGUUUCUUGUUUUCGUUUCUUCUUCUUCUUCUUCUCUCUCUUUUUUUUUUUCUUUUUUUUUUUUUUGGGUUAAUUUUUUGUUUUUUGGUUAUUUUUUUUUUCCUGCUGUGUUCACUAGUUCCAAAAACUUUUAUAAAGUGUCGGCUGGAUGGAGAAAAUAGGUCCUCAUGUGAGAAACUGGAUAUCAUUUGUACCUGUGAAGUUCCUGUAACAAUUGAGAAACGUGGUCUUGCUUUUAAAAAUUUUUACUUGCGUUUCUUUUUCA
Molecule: messenger RNA, 3647 nt
Organism: Ziziphus jujuba (common jujube)
Lineage: Eukaryota; Viridiplantae; Streptophyta; Magnoliopsida; Rosales; Rhamnaceae
Exons: 25
Coding region: 384-3278 (964 amino acids)
Source: RefSeq, a predicted model, not a curated record